This is a messenger RNA of Penicillium subrubescens, 2921 nucleotides long. Its product is annotated as acetolactate synthase catalytic subunit. NCBI's taxonomy places the organism in Eukaryota, Fungi, Ascomycota, Eurotiomycetes, Eurotiales, Aspergillaceae. Gene Ontology annotation, biological process: L-valine biosynthetic process. The transcript has 6 exons. The record is from RefSeq and is a predicted model, not a curated record. Gene Ontology annotation, molecular function: flavin adenine dinucleotide binding; thiamine pyrophosphate binding; acetolactate synthase activity. Bases 87 to 2159 code for a protein of 690 amino acids. Gene Ontology annotation, cellular component: acetolactate synthase complex; mitochondrion.
CGGCAAGGGCCCAUUGGAUCUUAUUUUUCCCUUCAUUCGUCUCCCUUCUCAAGUACUCAAGUGCUGCUGGGCUGCUGUCGGUCAGGAUGAUGCCUCUCAGACCGUCAAAGACCGCUCUGCGCGCCCUUCACCUCCAGAGGCAGCUUGCCUCUGGUCGUCGGCCUUUCUCGACCUCCUUCGUGGCUUCGGCUGCUUCGACCCACCGCUCUUCUCCUCAGAAGCGUGCUCAGAGCACCGCCACGGCGACUUCUAACUCCAGGCCCGUCCCAAGCCCUGCUUUCAACCAAGAACCUCACCGCAAUGAAAUCUCGCCUCUGCAGAACCGCCAGCUCCCCGAGCUCGAUGAAUCGAUGGUUGGCAUGAGUGGUGGUGAAAUCUUCCACGAGAUGAUGCUUCGCCUCGACGUGAAGCAGAUCUUUGGUUACCCCGGUGGUGCCAUUCUUCCCGUGUUCGAUGCCAUCUACAACUCAAAACACUUCGACUUCGUCCUCCCCAAGCACGAACAGGGUGCUGGCCAUAUGGCCCAGGGUUAUGCUCGUGCAUCUGGCAAGCCUGGUGUCGUUCUCGUCACCUCUGGUCCUGGUGCAACCAACGUCGUUACCCCUAUGCAGGAUGCCCUGUCUGACGGUACCCCCAUGGUCGUCUUCUGUGGUCAGGUGCCCACCAGUGCCAUCGGUACCGACUCCUUCCAAGAAGCCGAUGUGAUCGGUAUCUCUCGUGCCUGCACCAAGUGGAACGUGAUGGUCAAGUCCGUUGGUGAGCUGCCUCGCCGCAUCCAGGAGGCCUUCGAGAUCGCCACUAGCGGUCGUCCCGGUCCUGUUCUUGUCGAUCUGCCCAAGGAUGUUACCGCUGGCAUCCUCCGCAACCCCAUUCCCAUGCACAGCACCAUUCCCUCUCUCCCCAGUGCCGCCACCGUUGCUGCUCGCGAGCUGCGCCAGAAGCAGCUCGAGAGCACCAUCAGCCGUGUAGCUCGCCUCGUCAACAUGGCUGAGAAGCCCAUUCUCUACGUUGGUCAGGGUCUUCUUGCCCGCCCCGAUGGUCCUGAGAUUCUCAAGGAGUUCGCCGAGAAGGCCAACAUCCCUGUCACCACCACCCUCCAGGGUCUGGGUGGCUUUGACGAGCUGGACCCCAAGGCUCUGCACAUGCUCGGUAUGCAUGGUUCCGCCUACGCCAACAUGGCUAUGCAGGAGGCCGAUCUGAUCAUCGCUGUCGGUGCUCGUUUCGACGACCGUGUCACUGUUCGCCCCCAGGCCAAGGCUGCUGCUGCGGAGGGCCGUGGUGGUAUCGUCCACUUCGAGAUCAUGCCCAAGAACAUCAACAAGGUUGUUCAGGCCACCGAGGCUGUUGAGGGUGACUGCGCCGACAACCUCCGUCUGCUCCUGCCCCACGUCAAGGCCGUUCCUGAGCGCCCCGAGUGGUUCGCCCAGAUUAACGACUGGAAGGCCCGCUUCCCUCUGUCCCUCUACGAGCGUCAGACUGAGGAGGGUACUAUCAAGCCCCAGGCUGUCAUUGAGAAGCUUAGCGAUCUCACCGCCCACAUGAAGGACAAGACCAUCAUCACCACCGGUGUCGGCCAGCACCAGAUGUGGGCUGCCCAGCACUUCCGCUGGCGCCACCCUCGUACCAUGAUCACCUCCGGUGGUCUUGGUACCAUGGGUUACGGUCUUCCCUCGGCCAUUGGUGCCAAGGUUGCCCGUCCCGACUGCCUGGUCGUCGAUAUUGAUGGCGACGCUUCCUUCAACAUGACCCUGACUGAGCUUUCCACUGCUGCUCAGUUCAACAUCGGUGUCAAGGUUCUCCUGCUGAACAACGAGGAGCAGGGUAUGGUCACUCAAUGGCAAAAUCUGUUCUACGAGGACCGUUACUCGCACACUCACCAGCAGAACCCCGACUUCGUUCUUCUUGCCCGCUCCAUGCGCGUCGCUGCUGAGCGUGUCUCCAAGACCUCUGAUCUCGAGGCCAAGCUGAAAUGGCUGAUUGAGCAGCCCGGCCCGGCCCUUCUGGAGGUCAUCACUGCCCGCAAGGUCCCUGUCCUCCCCAUGGUGCCUUCCGGCCGUGGUCUCCACGAGUUCCUGGUUUACGAUGAAGCCAAGGAAGUCGAGCGCAAGGCCAUGAUGAAGAAGCGCAAUGCCCCCACCGAAGUCAACAUGCGCGAUUAAUUGCGCUAUACGAGUGGCUGGACGGUAUCCUAGUCACACAUGAAGCCCAUCCAUCUUGACCGUCAUUUAUUUUUACCGUUGAUAUCCAUGGCGUUUUCCUGGCGGGUCCACCAAAAGCGAUUGGGAAAAAUCAAUCAGUUGGACUCGACAAUCUCCCUAGCACCAAAAACUAUCGCCUUCCCCUCCACCCCUUCAGGCCGAUAUGGCAAACUUCAGUUCGGUAGCCAUGUAAAAUGGUUGCCAACUGUUUGAUGGGGACAUGAAGUUCCCUUUUCCGAUGACACGUAUUGUGGUUAUUUCGUCUCAUUUUGGGGUUUCUCUUUUCGUCCACCUAUGCGGCCAUUUCCUUUUCCUUCGCCCUGUGUGUAUAUAAUGUUCAUGUGUUUUUUUGAGCCCUAGGUCGUGAUGGGGAACGUGUCAUUUCCGAUGCUAUGUUAUUGGAGCAAGUAGUCACUGAAGACAUUUCAAGUUUUUACGCCAAUUAUUUCUUCAAUUUUGUCUUGCCAGUCUUUUGCUAGCUUGGCGGCGCUGACUUUUUUUAUGAAAUUGGUAGAAGCAUGAAGUCAAACUCGGUUACGCUAAUCAUGCUUUGAGGUGUAGUUGUCCUUGAGGUCCGAUUUACGGAGGAUCAUCGCAUAAGACCACCAUAUUGGGACAAGGUCUCAUGCAAGAUAGGGAAUAGCGUGCGGGGUCGGCUAUGAAGAGAUGCAGGUUGGAGGCCUAUGCUAAAUAGACUCCAUGCCUGAUGUAUGUAAGAAGUGC